UGAACUUCUAAAGAUCCACAAAUCAAACGAAAUAACAAUAACAAUAACAAUAAUACUACCGGAGGAUAAGACAUACAAAUGAAAAUCAUAACUAAAAUAUCAUAGUAGGACUUUAUUUACAUGUUCGUUUCUGUUUAAAUGCUUCUGUUUUGUGCUUACUGCGUUUUUCCAUAAUAUGAGCUCUUACGUAGCUAACCCCUUUCCCAAGCAAACCCACGAGGCGUCUGCCUACACCAUGCACAGUUAUGGCUAUGGAUCUGUCUCUGAGCUCCAUUCAUCCACUUAUUGUUACGAAGAGCUUGAUUUCAACGGAUCCUGUACUUCUUCGGCCUCUUCGAAUUCCCUCAAACGGGGGGAGAUGAGCACAAGCCUGCGCGAUAGUCCCGACGCUCCACCACCGCGACUGCAGUCUUGUUCAGCUGCGGGCUCAACGAGAGGCUCCGUAAACGAAAGCGGUCAAGGCACUCUAAAUAUUGGGCUGUACUGUCGAAAAGCCGAGGGCGACAACACGGAGCAGAGCGAAAUGCCCAUAGGCAAGGCAAGAACAGGCGAGAUGAAAGUUGGAACCAUGCAACCCGUCCAGCCAGUAAGACAACCAAAUAAUUCGGCUCAGCCACAGACCAACCACCAACAGCCACAGAUAUAUCCAUGGAUGACAAAGCUACAUAUGAGUCACGAACCCGACGGAAAACGGUCACGGACCAGUUACACCCGCUACCAGACUCUGGAGCUGGAGAAAGAGUUCCAUUUCAACCGGUACCUCACACGUCGCAGGCGUAUCGAGAUCGCCAAUAGCCUUUGCUUGAACGAGAGGCAAAUCAAAAUCUGGUUCCAGAACCGGCGUAUGAAGUGGAAGAAGGAUUCAAAGCUCAAAGUAAAGGAGACGAUACAAAAUGGCAAUGGGAUCACACGUUCUUCUCAAAAUUAAUUACUGGUAUUAUAAGCGCGGGCAAAGAAAGUAUCUGCGGACGAAUAAAACACGCAGGGAUAAAAAAAAAAAAAAAAAAACACUUGUACGCACCAAGCUUCUGUUUCCCAGCAGUGCAUUUUUUUGCAUUUGAUAUGUUUCGAUAUGUUGUGCAAUGUGAAAAUAUAUCAGAGUAUGAUUCAAUAUACACGUCUUCAUUGUUUAAAUGUUGUGCCUUUUAUGUUGUGUCUCGAUCAAUGAUUAUGCCCCCUCCCCUUCCGCGUGAGAACAAGAACGCCUGAGGAAGAAUUUUGAAUGUGCACUCGUUCUGCACUGUGUCCGCUGGAUGACCUUUCUGAGUCCAUGUUUUGGACAUGGUGUGACCUGGCCCUGACCCUAUAAUCAUGUAUUGGGCUUGAGCCCUUGUCCUUACUGACUGCAGCAGUUAUUAAUGGCAGUAUUUGUAAUGUUAGUAUACUAGUAGUAGUAGUAGUAGUAGUAGUAGUAGUAGUAGUCCAUAUUGUUGUAGAAUUCAAGCAUCUCUUAAGAGUCUGAAUUUGAACCAUCCUAAUUUACACAUUUAAUUAAGUGUUCAUUUUUGUCACACAGCAAAACGGGACAUGUUGCGGAUGUGAAAAAUAAUAAGUUUUAACUUUCCCACUGAAUACAGUGUAAAACUUUAAAUCUUGGUGUAAUACAUUAAAUGAAGAAUAAAUAUGCUGCAAUUGCAUUAAGUAGGCUGCAUCAAUCAAGGAAACAAAAUGUAACUCCUCCCCCCCUCCAAAAAUAAAAUAUAUAGUCUAUAUUAGUCUAUGAAAUGAGGUUUGUAUGAGCACAAAUAUUGAACUCUGAGUGCCCAAAACUGAGCUGUAUAGUCAUGUCUAUGACUUUUAUUUAUUUUAGUUUUUCAACAUUGGUUUUCAGGCUUAAAUGCAGCCUUAAUGUAAAAAAGUUUAACACAUUCAUUCAGACCCUGUCCUGAUUUUAGUCUAACGUGUUGACCCCACUGAUAUAAACAAAAUGUUGUAAAUAUUGUUUGCCCUUCAAUUAAAUUAAAUCUCAGAGUCUGAUUGCACUAACAUAUUUUGGGAGAAUGGGAGUUAUUGUUUUGCAUUUUGUCAGGAGUGUUUGAGUUGAGUUUUGAGGUUGAAGUUAGGCAUUGAUUUAUUCUCAUAAAUUGUACACUUUAUCUAGCCUAGGCAUAUGUACCACAUUUUAGUAAACCAUUUACAGUAUGUGUGUCACUGAAACAGUGAAAUGUUAAUACAAUGGAUAACAGCUAACUGAAACAUUUUAGGCAAGUAUAAUUAACUGAUAAAUUGGAGAGUGUUAGCCAUGUUCACAUCAACAUUCAUAACCAGUGGGGGUACUGCUUGUGAAAAACAAAAGCAUGCUGGAAGGACUAAAAUGGUUAAAAUGUGUAUAUGUGUGGAAUAUAUAAUAAAAUAUACACAAUAUAUUCUUGC
Conger conger (European conger) is the source of this 2373-nucleotide messenger RNA. Its product is annotated as homeobox protein Hox-C5a-like. The coding region runs from base 176 to 928 and encodes 250 amino acids. Gene Ontology annotation, biological process: regulation of transcription by RNA polymerase II; anterior/posterior pattern specification. The record is from RefSeq and is a predicted model, not a curated record. Gene Ontology annotation, cellular component: nucleus. Gene Ontology annotation, molecular function: DNA-binding transcription factor activity, RNA polymerase II-specific; RNA polymerase II cis-regulatory region sequence-specific DNA binding. The transcript has 2 exons. Lineage: Eukaryota; Metazoa; Chordata; Actinopteri; Anguilliformes; Congridae.